UAAUAACUGUUGCAUUGAUAAAGAUAGGAAUUCGAGCUAAAAAAAUGCGACGGCGACGGGAAAUCGCAGGUAAAUCAACUGAAGCCAUGACUAACCAUGACUGAAGCCAGGAAAACAAAUAUGGCGGAGUACGGAGCUCAUUUGGCUACUAAUUUGGCUCAAAAACCGUCGAUAUUCGAAGUCCUCGCUCAGGAAAACCUCGCCCGAGCACUUAGGAACGCGCUGAGGCACCUAAUCUCCUAUUUUGCUGACCUGCGUAGCGGAAAGCGGCCUCGCAGAUCGUGGCUUAAAGCUCACCGCGACGAACUGGUGACGCUCGCAGACCUCUCUGUCCAGCUUUACCACCUUGCUCGCUACGCGAGCUCCUUUUCCGAGCACUUCUACGGCCUUCGACGGGUAGCUAGCACGACAGGCGACGCUGCACUGAAACGGAGUCACGUUAUAAAGUCCUUGGCGUCCCUCGUCCUGCUUCCGUACGUGCGCGCAAAGCUAGACGCACUCGUCUUCGAUGAGGAGCCUCGGGGAGAGAGCGCAGGCUGGAUAGGCAAGCUACGUCGAGUCUACCCGGCGAUCUCGCUAGCUUGCGAAGCAGCCUCGCUGUCUUUCGCGCUGUUUUACGCGGUCGGCAAGUCGUCCGUGCAUUCGCCCACGCUCUCGCUGUCAUCGGUGCACCUGGAAGUGGCUCCGACCGUACCGGUGUCGCCAGACCCCAACGCGGGUAGGGCAGUGCGCGUGUUGCGCGGAGUCGCCGACGCCUUUUCCGCCUCCCUAGCGACGGCGGCUUUCCUGUUGCACUUCGUAGACUGGUGGAAUUCGCAAAGGAAAGGCAGCCUGGUGGCAGAACCGCCAGUGCCCGCGCCGCCGCUCUCCGACGAGCGGUCGGAACCGAGCGACGGUGCGGCGGCGCCGCAGUCUCUACUGCGGCGCGGUUACUGCCCGCUAUGCCUGAAGGAAAUCGCGGCCCGCGCCGCCGUGCUGACCACGAGCGGCUACGUGUUCUGCUACGACUGCAUCAGGACGCACCUGUCGAGCGGACGCACUGCGUGCCCCGUCACGGGCUACCCGUCGUCGCACGAAAACGUUGUGCUUCUGGUCGGCCAGUAAGCGGAGCACAAGCCCGAAGGACCGGACGUCUGUGAAGUAACGUGAGAGUAGUCUUUUCGGACGUGCGUGGUUGUGACAUUCGACCUCCUGCUGAGGCAAUCACGGCUGCGCCAAGCCGAAACUGCCCGCAACACUGUUUCGAGGAGCGCCCGGGCCAGUUCUAGUGUCUAUAAACGGCUAGGAGUGUGUAAUGCUGCAUUUUAGACUUGCGAAGUUAAGCAUGACACCUGAAUGCAGGUUUGACGUCGACAACAUGGCUCGAGGACAUUGCAGAUGCCUUCCAGUGUCUAGAUUCUGCGCGUAGUCGGCGCCGUCAUUUGAGCCCGGUGUGCAAAGCCUGCACUGCCCGAGCCAACAUUGCUGGAAGUUGCAUGUUCAUCGAAGUGAUGUUGCUAAGUGUGGAUGCGUCGUCACACAAGCGCGCCCUGCAACUGCGUGUGCCUGCAUGUUGAAUACUCUCAUCACUGUAUCGUUGUUAGUUAAUUGCGAACUAUAACACUUACGUCUUUUGUUUUUUUCUGUGUACUGUGUUGCCCCCGCCUAGUGCAGUGUUUUGAGGCACACAUUACCAUUAUGCUACUUCCUUUUAACGUCUUUUCAGCCUUGUAAGAAAAGCAGUCAUGCGAUUGCUAACAGAGAUGUGAUCCACAUUGGUGGCUAUGGCAUUUUGCUGUCGAAUAUGUAGCAGUCUGAUUCCCACUUGUGGCAGAUAACAAAAAUGCCUGUACACCUCAAUUUCGGCACACACUUCAAAGCCACAAGUGAUCAUAAUAAACCCAGAACCCUCAGCUGGAGCUCUGCGAUGCUAAGCCUCAUUAAAGUAGAUGUGGAAGUGGCGUGUUUACAGACACAAGUCAAGUACAGUCUACCCUCAUUACAACAAACCUGCGUACAACAGACUUUUGGAUAUAAUGGACCAUAUUUCAACCUUAGUUUGGUAUACAUAUUUUAUUAAUGCAAUGAAGUUCGCUUUUAACGGACUGUGCUACAACGGACUUUCGGCUGUAAUGGACGAAAUUAGUGGCAAGUGGCAAUUUUUGUCAAAAUCGAGUGUAUAAAAUGGGCUUUUGCCGUGUCGACACGAGCUGACAAUUGACUUGCGAGGGUCACCCGACGAUCGCGGCUCGAUAUCGUGCGCGAGGGAGGGAGAAAAACAGGGCAGAAGCGCGCUGACUUUCGUGCGCGAACCGCGGGUGGAUGGCAAGGGUGAUGGGGGGGGGGGGGGUUUCUCCUUCCAGGGCUGCUGUUACCGGCACGGCCAUGCGGGCAUCGUAUCUUGAAAACGAUCUGCGAUGAGGACAAAGUGCGCCCAGUGCUGGUAGCUUUGCAUGCGCUGUGCUUUAGACGUUUAGUUCGCAUUGAAGCGAGAGAAAGCACAAAGGUCAAUUCGCUCGCUGUCGCUGUUGUUUUGACAGCUACAUUCCGCGGUCACUGAGCGAGAUGUGUUCAUGUUUACCUGUGCGUGUGACAUGAUGCUUGUUAAUUUAGUUAGUAAGCUAAUGUUUACAACUUCAUACGGCCGAUAAAACUACUAUAGUUACUUUGCGUAGCUGUCUACUAAUUUGCUGUUGUAAUUGAUGCUUCGCCUUUGGGGCGAAACUGCGACUUUUUUUCCUUGUUAGUUUUUUUACUUUGGACGUUCGUCACUCACUUUUUUUAGUAACGUUGUUACACAUUGCGACCAAAGCUUCGGAAGUGAGGCGUUUUGGAUAUUACGAACUUCAAGACAGAAUGGACAAUUUUUUUCGGAUUAUCAAGGUUCGUUGUAACGAGAGUCGAUCGUAACAAGUUUGCGAUAGCAACAUUGCCUCGUCAGCAAUGACAUUAGCGCAGAACAUCAAUUUCUUAAUUACCAACAUUAUUGAUAGGCAGACCUCAUUUGAAUAACUGAUUAGUUAGUUUUGUUGAUUGAGUCAUAAUACCUGGGAAAAUAAUAAAACAACGCGUUUUUCAUUGUCAGAA
Molecule: messenger RNA, 3066 nt
Organism: Dermacentor andersoni
Lineage: Eukaryota; Metazoa; Arthropoda; Arachnida; Ixodida; Ixodidae
Gene: Pex12
Product: peroxisomal biogenesis factor 12
Biological process (GO): protein import into peroxisome matrix; protein monoubiquitination
Cellular component (GO): peroxisomal membrane; peroxisomal importomer complex
Molecular function (GO): protein binding; zinc ion binding; ubiquitin-protein transferase activity
Source: RefSeq, a predicted model, not a curated record